GAGCCAGGAGGCGGAGGCGCUGGUGCAGCCUGGGCCCAGCCCACACCCCUCACCAGGAGGCACCAUGUGGCGAUGUCCACUGGGACUGCUGCUGUUGUUGCUGCUGCCUGGCCAGGUGGCCCUGGGUGCCCGGCGAGGUCGUGGACGCCGGGAGCUAGCACCGGGUCUGCACCUGCGGGGCAUCCGGGAUGCGGGUGGCCGGUACUGCCAGGAGCAGGACCUGUGCUGCCGCGGCCGUGCUGACGACUGCGCCCUGCCCUACCUGGGCGCCACCUGUUACUGUGACCUCUUCUGCAACCGCACCAUCUCCGACUGCUGCCCUGACUUCUGGGACUUCUGCCUCGGCGUGCCUCCUCCCUUUCCCCCCAUUCAAGGAUGUAUGCAUGGGGGUCGCGUCUAUCCAAUCUUGGGAACCUACCAGGACAACUGUAACCGUUGCACCUGUCAGGAGAAAGGGCAGUGGGAGUGUGACCAGGAGCCAUGCCUGGUGGACCCAGACAUGAUCAACACCAUCAACCAGGGCAACUACGGGUGGCGGGCUGGAAACCACAGCGCUUUCUGGGGCAUGACCCUGGAUGAGGGCAUUCGCUACCGCCUGGGCACCAUCCGCCCAUCUUCCUCUGUCAUGAACAUGAAUGAGAUUUAUACAGUGCUGGGCCCAGGGGAGGUGCUGCCCACGGCCUUCGAGGCCUCUGAAAAGUGGCCCAACAUGAUCCACGAGCCUCUCGACCAGGGCAACUGUGCAGGCUCCUGGGCCUUCUCCACAGCAGCCGUGGCAUCCGAUCGUGUCUCAAUCCAUUCCCUGGGACACAUGACGCCUGUCCUGUCACCCCAGAACCUGCUGUCCUGUGACACCCACCAUCAGCAGGGCUGCCACGGGGGGCGUCUCGAUGGUGCCUGGUGGUUCCUGCGGCGUCGAGGGGUUGUGUCUGACCACUGCUACCCAUUCUCGGGCCGGGAGAGGGACGAGGCUGGCCCUGAGCCCCGCUGCAUGAUGCACAGCCGGGCCAUGGGCCGGGGCAAGCGCCAGGCCACUGCCCGCUGCCCCAAUAGCUAUGUCCAUGCCAAUGACAUCUACCAGGUCACUCCCGCCUACCGUCUCGGCUCCGAUGAGAAGGAGAUCAUGAAGGAGCUGAUGGAGAAUGGCCCUGUCCAAGCCCUCAUGGAGGUGCACGAAGACUUCUUCCUGUACCAGGGUGGCAUCUACAGCCACACACCAGUGAGCCUUGGGAGGCCGGAGCAAUACCGCCGGCACGGGACCCACUCGGUCAAGAUCACAGGGUGGGGACAGGAGACGCUGCCUGAUGGAAGGACGCUCAAAUACUGGACGGCUGCCAACUCAUGGGGCCCAGCCUGGGGUGAGAAGGGCCACUUCCGCAUCCUGCGUGGCACCAACGAGUGCGACAUCGAGAGCUUUGUGCUGGGCGUCUGGGGCCGCGUGGGCAUGGAGGACAUGGGUCACCACUGAGGCUGCCGGCACCAUGCCACGCCCAGCCCGGGGUCCUGGCUGAGGGCGGCCAGUGGAAGAGCCCCCCAUGGGAUGGCGCCCCCCGCCCCACCCGACGGAGCCUGGGUGCAGGCAGGCGCCAGUGCACUAAUCCCGGCGUGGGUUCCGCUGACACAGCGCCCGGCCUGGGAGCCGCGGGCAGGCGAGGCUGGUGGAGCCCCCAGACCUCCCAGUGGGGACAGGGCAGGGCCUGGCCCAGGAGGAGCAGGGCCUGCAGAUCCCGGAUCCCAGGACCACCGAUGGUGGGAUGCCCUCAAGUCUCCAGCCCCACCACCCCACCCCUGUAUUCUUAUUCUUCAAAGAUAUUUAUUUUUGUGUUCACUGUUUUAAAAUAAAACCA
Messenger RNA from Galeopterus variegatus (Sunda flying lemur), 1847 nucleotides. It is a transcript of the gene TINAGL1, whose product is annotated as tubulointerstitial nephritis antigen-like 1. The transcript has 12 exons. Gene Ontology annotation, cellular component: lysosome. Gene Ontology annotation, molecular function: cysteine-type peptidase activity. The record is from RefSeq and is a predicted model, not a curated record. Lineage: Eukaryota; Metazoa; Chordata; Mammalia; Dermoptera; Cynocephalidae. The coding region runs from base 65 to 1468 and encodes 467 amino acids. Gene Ontology annotation, biological process: proteolysis.